CAUGUUUUAACGACAAGUCUCUCUCUGACUCUGUGUGGGACUUCUCUCCUGUUCAAUGCAAUCAACGUUACCGAAAAAGUUAGAUCCUAAGUAUAUUUAGGGUUUUAAGGUAUUAGGGCUUGGAAGGAAUCUCAGUUUCAUUUCAAUUCCAGAGAUGAUAGGAACCUCAUCUGAGAAAGUGGUUGCUGUGAUCAUGGUGGGUGGCCCAAAAGGUAAUAGAUUUAGACCAUUGUCAUUGCAUCUUCCAAAGCCACUUUUUCCUUUAGCUGGACAUCCUAUGAUUCAUCAUCCUAUUACAGCUUGUAAAAGGAUACCUAAUUUAGCACAAAUCUACCUCAUUGGGUUGUUUGAAGAGCGAGAAUUCGCUUUAUAUGUAUCGGCAAUUUCUAAUGAACUUAAAGUUCCAGUCAGGUACUUGAGGGAAGACAAACCACAUGGUUCAGCUGGUGGGCUUUACAAUUUCAAAAAUUUGAUCAUGGAAGACAAUCCGUCAGAAAUCGUUCUGUUGAAUUUUGAUGUUUGCUGCAGUUUUCCAUUACCAAACAUGCUUGAAGCCCAUAAAAAGUAUGGUGGCAUGGGGACACUCUUAGUGAUCAAGGUGUCUGCUGAAUCUGCCAACCUGUUCGGUGAGUUAGUAGCUGAUCCCAUCACAAAAGAGCUGUUGCAUUACACGGAAAAACCUGAAACAUUUGUUAGUAAUGAAAUAAAUUGUGGUGUCUACGUAUUUACACCACAUAUAUUUACUGUUAUCGAGGAUGUUAUCAUGCGAAGGAAAGAUAAAGCUAAUGUGCUAUCUGCUUCAAGUUUUGAAGACAUCCAGUCUGCUAAAGAUAGGUCACUCCCUCCAGAAUUUGUUAGACUUGAUCAAGAUAUCCUUACACCUCUUGCUGGAAAGAAGCAGCUCUAUACCUACGAAACCCUAGAUUUUUGGGAACAGAUCAAAACUCCAGGAAUGUCUUUGAAAUGUUCUUCAUUAUAUCUUUCUCACCUCCGAUUCACCUCUCCCCAACUCUUGGCGAACGGGAAUGGCACCUCAAGUGCUACCAUUGUUGGCGAUGUUUAUGUCCACCCAUCUGCAAAGAUACAUUCUACAGCGAAGAUCGGUCCAAACGUCUCAAUUUCGGCUAAUGCUCGAGUAGGAGCUGGGGUGAGACUCAUCAAUUGCAUCAUUUUAGAUGAUGUAGUAAUCAAGGAAAAUGCCAUUGUUGUUCAUUCAAUUGUUGGGUGGAGAUCAUCUAUUGGAAAAUGGUCCACGGUCCAGGCUGUAGGGGACUACAAUGCGAAACUUGGGAUUACCAUUCUCGGUGAAGCAGUUACUGUCGAUGAUGAAGUUGUUGUAACUAAUAGUAUUGUUCUUCCAAAUGAGACCCUUAGUGUGAGUGUACAAGACGAAAUCAUUCUCUAACAUGGAGUCAUUGGAGAAAGAGAGAUCCAGCGGAAGGUUUCCUUUGGAAGAGCAUGGUCAGGAUUCCACUUCCCUGAUGUUCAAUUUCGUUUCUUAUAAACUAUAUCUGCUCUCAAAAUAGAAAACCAGGUUUACUCCCUCAACAAUUUGGUUAUAUCAGCAACUCUACCCUUACGUAGACUGUAUUAUUAUAAUUCAAAGCUUUGUUUGUUUUCACUUCUGUUUGUGAUUUUUUUUUUUUUUGGAAGCAUGUAUUUUAUUAAGUUAAA
This is a messenger RNA of Papaver somniferum (opium poppy), 1674 nucleotides long. Its product is annotated as mannose-1-phosphate guanyltransferase alpha-like. Gene Ontology annotation, biological process: biosynthetic process. The record is from RefSeq and is a predicted model, not a curated record. NCBI's taxonomy places the organism in Eukaryota, Viridiplantae, Streptophyta, Magnoliopsida, Ranunculales, Papaveraceae. The transcript has 15 exons. The coding region runs from base 155 to 1405 and encodes 416 amino acids. Gene Ontology annotation, cellular component: cytoplasm.